Hordeum vulgare subsp. vulgare (domesticated barley) is the source of this 1658-nucleotide messenger RNA. RefSeq names its product ubiquitin thioesterase OTUB2-like. The record is from RefSeq and is a predicted model, not a curated record. The coding region runs from base 191 to 1309 and encodes 372 amino acids. Gene Ontology annotation, molecular function: cysteine-type deubiquitinase activity; ubiquitin binding. Gene Ontology annotation, cellular component: nucleus. Gene Ontology annotation, biological process: protein K48-linked deubiquitination. The transcript has 10 exons. NCBI's taxonomy places the organism in Eukaryota, Viridiplantae, Streptophyta, Magnoliopsida, Poales, Poaceae.
CACCCGCACCGACGACUACGCCGCGGCAUUCGGAGACGGGGUCGCGGACUCGAGCGACGCCGUGGGCGGCAGCAAGGCGCGGGUGAGGUGGAGCUACCCCGUGGUGGCGGAGACGAGGGAGGUGCCCAACGCGGCGGCGCAUCCGUUGGACCCCAAGCAGGUGGCCAGGCAGCGCUUUAUCGAGCGGCUGAUGAAAGCGCGGGCGGCCGUCGACAAGGAGCUGGUGCUCGACCAGACGGUGAUCGAGCGGCUGAUUCAAGAGCAGUCGGCCGACGAGGAGGCCAACCGGCGAUGGGAGCAGCAGUUCAACUCGUUGCGUGCGCAAGAGGCAAUGUAUAAGAAGGAACAGGAGAAAUUAUCACAGGCACAUGUUGGGGUAAAGGUGAGACCCAAGCAGGAUAAACUACCACAAGUAAAGGGGAAAUCGUUCUGGAGUCUGUUCAAGAACAAGAUUUUUUGUAGAAAAGGAAGGGAAAUAUAUCCGGAACAUGUGAAGCACCAGACACAUCCUAUCACUGAAGUCAGAAGGUAUCAUAAGCUUGCUUCUGACAAGGCGAACCAUCUUGAUGCCUAUUCGGAAUUUAGACGGGUGAUUGGAGACGGAGAGUGUUUCUACAGGAGCUUCAUAUUUUCCUACCUAGAGCAAGUUAUUGAUAGGCUGGACACAGAUGAGGAACACCGUCUCCUUGAUGUUCUUGAAACAGCGUCUGCACGACAUGCAGAUCUCGGAUGGAACUCUGAGUUUCCCAGGAGCAGCAGAGCAUUUAAGGAGCUGAUUGAGAAAGUAAUGAAAUGGAAGAGCACACAAUCAACUAGCAGUCAUUGUAAAGGGAACCUUCUCAAGAACCUUCUCAAGUUCUUCAGCACGUAUGAAAAGACGAAAGACAUUUUUGUUUUCCUCAGAUUACUAGUAGCUAUCGAGAUAUGCUCGCACAGGGUGGUGUAUGAGCCGAUUAUACCAGAGGUCGUCCGAGGAAAUUGCAGUUUGGAAGUUUGGUGCUUGGAGCACGUCAUUCCAGCUCGUGUGGACGCGGACCAUGUUAUGAUGGUGGCUUUGGCCAGCGCGCUUGAGGUCCCGCUCAGAGUGGAAUCGUUCCAACGAGGAUAUGCUCCAGAUAUCUACACUCGUCCUGGAGUUCCCCGUCCGAGUGUGACCCUGCUGUACACGGGUCAUCACUACGACAUUAUCUACCCACGUGCUCCUUCUGCUGAGAGUUCGAGUCAUCAGGCUUCCCAGAGAGAAGAUCCUACUGAUCAGAGUUCAAGUCAUCAGGCUUCCCAGAGAGAAGAUCCUGCUGAUCAGAGUUGAAGUGCACAGGCUUCCUAGAGAGAACAUCCUGCUGAUCAGAGUUGAAGUGAACAGGCUUCCUAGAGAGAACAUCCUGCUGAUCAGAGUUCAAGUCAACAGUUUCCUGCUGCCUAUGAAUGAGAAUGUUGCUGAGCUUAGUGGUAGAGAGUUGGAGUACAACAGGUUCCCCAUGAAGUUAGGGUAGGCAUAGCAUAGCAUAUACUUGUGCAUUCUUCUUGUAUUGUGGCACAAACUGCUGGUACCGAUGAAUGGACUUCUCGGUUGCUGAUCCCUUGUCUGAAGAGUGAAAAGGAAGAAAAACUUGGGUUGUUGUUUAAAUUGUUGGAUAGUAUACAGUGAACCUUCUUAA